AGUAGUGUCGAAAACACAGAAGAAGAAGAAAAAAAAACAACAAACGACGCUUAUCAUGGCGGACUCGAGCCAUAAACUUAUUAUUAAAGAUGCACCAGCAAAGUUUAAAUCCAAAGUGUGGACUCACUUUGGCUUUUACAGUGUGGAUGGGACAAAGGUGGAUAAAAACUUUACAGUAUGUAAGAUGUGUCUCCUGCAAAUACCCUACACGGGCGGCACGACCAACAUGCACAGCCACCUUUUCCGCCACCACCCUGACCUCGCCGAGACAACCGUACCUAUACCUGACCUUGAAAUAAGGUCCAGAUCUCUGCGAACUCCGUACGGAAGGGUACCAUGGCACCCAGAUCGGGUCAACAGUCUUCGACAAAGGAGGCUGAGACAGAAACUGGACUUCCUGAAGCCGUAUAUUGUUGGUAGACAAAGUGAUUACGAUCCAGAAGACAAGUCUGAUGAUCAUGAAGAGGAAGGCGUGGAGCUGGAGACUGAGGGGAGUUUCGAGCAAGGGACAGGAAGUAUAUCUGGUAGCCCACGGGAAACUCAUGAGAUGCUGCAAGACCCAGAUGAGGACGGGUUAUUAUCUGGCGUGUCCACUUCAGACCCUUCCUACUGUCCAAUUCCCAUAGACGCCGCGUCUUUAAGCGUUGACCCUCAGGGUGACGAAGGUUCACCAGAUGUUUCUAAUCAAUCAGCAGCAGCAAUUGUCCCCAAAGAGAAGGUACUCCAGCAGUUUGUCAACAUCAUGCUGGCAGAUAUGCGACAGAUUAAAAACCAAAUGGUGCUCAUGAAACUUCGCCGAGACAUCACCGAUCUGGUGUUCAAAGCCAUGGAGGAGGACAUGCAGAGACAUGUUCAAGUAUUCCUCACGCAGCAAGGAGCAAGCGCACCGCCACAGAGCUCCUUCAGGCCUCCGCUGUCACGCUGGCAAAGAGCUCUUAGGAGAAGAAACAAAGGGCCUGGGAAGCACAUCGGGAGGAUAUGCAGGAGCCAAGCGGGUCCUGCACCGGACGACAUGAACAAUACAAGUGUCCCUCAGGCUGUGGUCCAGGUUCCUGACAUUAAAUUAGAAAUAGAUCCGCAUAUGAUUAAACAUGAGGAGGAGGAGCUUCCUGUGCUAUGAUGUUUUCGUCAGGCUCACUAAUCAUGUUGAAGAAUGCAUGAUUUUGUUAUUACUGUAAUAUAUUUCUUAAUAAAUAUCUGUGCUAUAA
This is a messenger RNA of Nerophis lumbriciformis (worm pipefish), 1208 nucleotides long. RefSeq lists its product as uncharacterized. NCBI's taxonomy places the organism in Eukaryota, Metazoa, Chordata, Actinopteri, Syngnathiformes, Syngnathidae. The record is from RefSeq and is a predicted model, not a curated record. Gene Ontology annotation, molecular function: DNA binding.